Gigantopelta aegis is the source of this 4077-nucleotide messenger RNA. RefSeq names its product serum response factor-like. Bases 47 to 1321 code for a protein of 424 amino acids. The record is from RefSeq and is a predicted model, not a curated record. The transcript is spliced from 7 exons. Gene Ontology annotation, biological process: positive regulation of transcription by RNA polymerase II. Gene Ontology annotation, molecular function: DNA-binding transcription factor activity, RNA polymerase II-specific; protein dimerization activity; RNA polymerase II cis-regulatory region sequence-specific DNA binding. NCBI's taxonomy places the organism in Eukaryota, Metazoa, Mollusca, Gastropoda, Neomphalida, Peltospiridae.
ACAAGGUAGUAGGAAGUAGAGAAAUUAUUCCUUUGGAGACAACACGAUGCAGAACGUAUCUCUAACGAGCUCACAGAGUGCCGGUGGAGGUCAUAUAGCGGGUUUGAAUGGUAGUCAUAACCAGCCACAAUUUCCUGUCACGCCAGGCGGAAAUAAGUUUAUUUUGGAGCAAGUUGACCCCACAAAACUGGAAGAUGAUGAUUCCGAUUCGGAUAUUGGGGAUGUUCAACAAAUGCAUCUUCUGCAACAGGAAUUGCCGAAUGUUGGACUGUCCGGUCCGAAACCCGGGAAAAAGACGAAAGGGAGGGUGAAGAUAAAAAUGGAAUUUAUUGAAAAUAAAUUGAGAAGAUACACAACUUUUAGCAAAAGAAAAACCGGGAUUAUGAAGAAGGCUUAUGAAUUGUCAACGUUGACAGGAACCCAGGUUAUGCUGCUUGUGGCAAGUGAAACUGGUCAUGUGUACACUUUUGCAACUCGUAAGCUGCAGCCUAUGAUCACAAGUGAGAGUGGUAAAGCUCUGAUACAGACAUGCCUCAACUCUCCUGACCCCCCUCCCAUUGCCCCAGGGCAACAGCAAGCCAUGGAACAACGGAUGAACCCAUCUGGUUUUGAAGAGACUGAGCUGACAUGUGCUGUUAGUGAGGAAGAAAGCAAGAACAUGAUGGCUUGUGGAGAUGGCAUGUCGAAGCCUGUGUACCAAAUGCCUAAUAUCCAUGUUCCAGAGCAGUAUCAGACCGUUCCAGCAACCAGCACCACCACCAUGACAAUUCCUGCACAGAUCUCAUCAUCAUCCACGCAGUCACCACCAUCACACACUAUCCACCAGCUGUCACCAUCACCCACAUCGUCACCAAUGUUGUCACAGACCAAGCAGGUCGGAUCAAAUCUUUCCAUGGAACUGCCACCAGGCCUUAUUUUCCAACCAAAUAACCCAAUCACAAUUUCUAUUCCACAAGGUUCUACAGCCACAUCACAACAACAGCUCAUCUACAAAAUUCCAACACCCACGCAGAUCCUUUCCACAUCGUCAUCUGGUAGUGGAAUGCUGACAACGCCUGGUAUUGUGAUGUACCAAACACCUCAGGGAGUCGUGUACGCUACACCAACGGCUUCACUUCAAGACAGAACCAUAUUCAACUUCCAGCAGCCCGCGACCGCCAUAUCUGUACCACAGGCAGACCAGCAGGCUGGAACUCAAAUUCUUAUUCCUGUACCGGUGUCAUUAGCUGGAAAUGGAAAUGCUCAAGUUUUACAGUUUGCUUCACAUGAAACAGGAAUAUUAGAAGUGGCACAGCCUCCUGUGAAGAAAUCUAGAAAAUGAUCUUGGUUCUAAUCCCAAGAUAACACUGCUAGCAGUAUGACUUAAGUGCCAUAAUCCAUCAAAGAGCUUGUACAGUUCCAUUUUAAUCAAUGGAUUUGGGCAUGCAGUUGGGACAGCAAGCUUUGAGAAUGUAGUUCAGAUUUGAUCAGCAUGCUUUAAAAAUGCAGAUUUAGUGUGAUCAACACAUUGAGGAUGCAGUUAGGUGUGGUACGGUGGUUUUCAGCGUGCAUUUAAAACAUGGCUUGUGUGCUCAGAUGCGAUCAUCUGGCUUUGGAUAUGGAGUUUGACAGGCUUGUUGGUGUAUGUCAUUUGUGAAUGGUUCGGUUACACCCUGCAGGCAGUUGGUGUACUCGGAAUAAGAACCAGGCAUGUGAAGUCUCUUCUUAAUGCAGUAUCAGUGAGCUGUGUGUUACAGUAGAUCAAAGACAUAAUAUCGGUUCAACCAAUAUCUACCUGUGUGAACACUUGAUUAAUUACAUACAUUUGUAUGUUGUUGCAUAUUGUGGACAUCAAAAAUCUCCUUGUUUUAUUUGCUACAUACUGCUGUCUGCUUAUCAUUAUAACUAGUCUGACUCUUAGACACAACAAUGAAAUUUGUAGUUUUGUAGGUACACACCACUUUAAAAUAAAUUAGGUAUACCUAGACCCUAAUCUAGCUGGUGAAAUGGAGCUGUCUUUUUUUUCCGCCAAAUUAUUAGCAGUAGGAAGACAUCAAAUUAUUUUGCUUGGAUUUUAUUACCAGACGUAUUAGUAUUUAAUAACAAAAUAUUACAUUUCAAACCAAGUGAAUAAUUUGGAACCUUUUCAAAUGAAUGCAAAUAUUUAUUAGUAGUAGUAAGAAGUCAAAUUAUUUUGCUUAAAUUUUAUUACCAGAAGUAGUAGUUUUUAAUAUCAAAAUAUUACAUUUCAAAGCAAGUGAAUAAUUUGGAAACUUUCGAAAAUGAAUGCAAAAUGUUCACUCGGGGCUCGGAACUUAACAAUGGCAACGACAACAAUUACCGUCGUUAAGAUUUAAAUUGCCAUAGGUAGAAAGAAGCACCGAUGGCAGUUUUGUGCCAUCAGUAAAGGUCUUCAACAAUUGCAAACUUUAUACACCUGGUGUACAUUAUCUGCCAAUAUUUAACAUUUGCACAUUUGAAAUAUGUCUACAUACAGCAAAAUAACCUUCCAGUUAUGUUUAUUUGCUGCAAUUGUCACUUUUUAAAAAAUUGCCAUAGGCAGACUCAAAAUUGCCGUCCAUGGGCCGUUUCACCCGUGGCAAUUCUUUUAAACAUUGCCAUGGGAGACCAAUUCUAAAGUUCAAGCCCUGCACUUGACCUAUUUUUAAUCAAUAAUCUCCCCUUUUUCCAGAGCAGGGCGAAGUUACUUUACGUUUUUCCAAUUGAAGAUUAGUGCCUGUAUACAUUGAGUUUAGUAAUUCAUGAGUGGUGGAAAUAACAUGUUAUUUCUUUAAAAUAAUGUCAAAUUGAUAACUUUAUUCACAGAGGUGCUCGACAUCAUCAGUACUGGUCAGAACUUAAAAGUUUGGCUAGGCUACCAAACUAUGCUACCAAAUAUACAAUCACAAAAACAAUCCUUAUACUGUGAGUUUGAAAUAUCCAUAGUUUUUAUCUUCUUUACUGUGAUCUAUAUUCCAUUGUUACCUAAUUGUCUGCAUAGAUCAGGGAUGACAGUAGGCCGCCUUCCGGUGGAAUUCUGCCUUUUUAGUGCACCCAAUUUUUUUUUAAAAUAAUAAAGGCGCAUGUCUUCACUUGCAAAAAAUAUUUCAUCCUUUUUUGUCAAACAUGUAAAUGUAUAAAGUUGUGAUGUUUUGGGAAUUUGGCUCCAGGUCAGGGCUGAGCAGCACCUACCACUACCACUGUGUAGAACCCUGCGUAAGAAUAGGGUGAGAGUUUGAUUGCAUGGGCAAAUAUAGGGUGGGUGUGAGCAUACUUACCUCCUUUUUUGAUGCACUGUUUGAUGUAUUUGGCCAAAAUACAGGUUCAUCAUGCACUAGAAAUUUGAAAUUUCUGUUUUUGCCCUUGGAUUAGAUACUAAGAAUAAAUAUUUGCAAGAGACAUUUAGACUACAUACUGAUCAGGUAUUGGCACAUGAUGGUAGACUGAUUUCUGAAAUGAUGUUUUUCCAGUUGGUCAAGACCAGAAUUGAGUAACAUUUUAGGAAUCCAUCAUAUGCGAACAUGUGGGAUAGAACAUGUACACCUGGUGUGGUAGAAAUUUCAAUUGGGAUAAGGCUUGCUAGGUCCCAUGGUUGAAAUUUCAAUUGGGAUAAGGCUUGCUAGGUCCCAUGGUUGAAAUUUCAAUUGGGAUAAGGCUUGCUAGGUCCCAUGGUUGAAAUUUCAAUUGGGAUAAGGCUUGCUAGGUCCCAUGGUUGAAAUUUUAAUUGGGAUAAGGCUUGCUAGGUCCCAUGGUUGAAAUUUCUACCACAGAGGCUGUUCUUUUUCUAUCCCAUAUGACUGCAUAUGAUGGAUUUUUUAUUUAUUUACCACUACACUUUUGUGACUCAUAUUCAUUGUUUGUUUAAAAUUCAACACUACAAAUCAACAAGAUAAAAAGAAUCACAAAAUAUCAAUCUGAAAUACUUGUCUGAUGACCAUAUAUAUAAUAAUAGUUAUCUCCCUUUGUUAAGCAGAAUAACAUUAAAGGGUCAAACCGGCCUCAGUGGUGUCAUGGUUAAGCCAUCAGAUGUAAGGCUGGUAGGUACUGGGUUCGCAGCUCGGUACCUGCUCUCACCCAGUGAGUUUUAACGACUCAGUG